CCCAGUCUUUCGCCAGUCUCUCGCGGACGGUUGUCCGUGUUUGAUGUCGAAUUAGGAUGCUGUUACUCGCAAAUAAAGUGAAAAAGAGAAGAAAGAAGGUCGACGAUAUGGAAUAGAGUAACGGUUCGCAGUUUCUCAUCCCAGAUCGUGAAAACUUGUACUAAUCUUGUAGUUAGUUCAUCGGUAAAAUACGGUAGAAUGUUAUAGCGAAGUAAAUCGGUAAAUACGAAACAAAGCGCCAGCUGCGGGGAAGGUGUUUUGACACAUUUUUCAGUGCCGUAAGCUCCAAACCCUGAAAACAGAGAGCCAGCACAUUUACCAGAAGAUUUGACAUUGGACCAAAUAGAUUGCCUCCUCGUGUAUCCAUACUCGACAGUGAUUAGCUUUUGGGACUACUUAUGCAAUUUUCAUGGACUGCCAUUUUAUUGUUGGCUAAAAUUUGGAUAAACAAAAAUCCUCCACUAUGGGACAGCAGUGGGUACCGGGUCUAAAUGGUGGUCGCGGUGGUCAACGAUUUGUACUGACACUCGCUACAGGAAUGGUUUUCGGGUUUUUUUCGGCUUGCUUGCUUCUUGCAGCAACAAAUGAUGCUCCUCGCAUGUUUAACUGGAUCACUGGCAGCCCUGCGGUAUCUUUCAGAGAUCCUCAUCAUUCCUCAGAGCUUGAAUCAGAGACAGGCCCAGAAACGGAUGUAAAGUUUCAUGGAGCUGAUGAAGAAUUUCACAAAGGAGAAGAUGAGGUUGCCCAACAAAUGGCGAAAAAAAUUAGGGUUCUUUGCUGGGUAAUGACUAGUCCAAAGAACCAUCAAACUAAAGCUCGUCACGUGAAAGCUACUUGGGGUAAACGAUGUAACAUCCUGCUUUUCAUGAGCUCAGAAGCCGACACGAACCUACCGGCUAUAGCUCUUCCUGUGAAAGAAGGAAGAGACAAUCUGUGGGCAAAGACUAAGGAAGCUUUUAAAUACGUAUAUGAAAAUUACAGAGACAAGGCUGACUGGUUCAUGAAAGCGGAUGAUGAUACGUUUGUGAUUGUUGAGAAUCUCCGCUACAUGCUACAGUCCUAUAGUCCCGAAGCUCCGCUCUACUUCGGGUGCAGAUUCAAGCCGUUUGUUAAGCAAGGAUACAUGAGCGGAGGGGCAGGCUAUGUGCUCAGCCAAAAAGGACUGCGCACGCUGGUAGAGGAUGGACUGACGGAUAAAACGAAAUGCCGAGCAGACAACGGUGGAGCGGAGGAUGUGGAAAUGGGAAAGUGCCUGGAAAAUAUCGGAGUCCGUGCAAUGGACACUCGCGAUCCACACGGACGUGGCAGAUUUUUUCCAUUCGUCCCUGAGCAUCACUUAAUUCCGAAUCACGUGGAUAAAAAUUUUUGGUACUGGAAGUAUAUUUACUAUAAAGCAAACGACGGUCUGAAUUGCUGUUCAGACAGCGCUAUUUCAUUUCAUUAUGUAUCUCCCAACAUGAUGUACGUAUUGGAGUAUCUCAUUUAUCAUUUGCGACCAUAUGGCAUAUCUCACAAGGUUCAAAGUAUCUCGCCAGUACAUUCCAGUGCUACGCCUGAAUACUAGUCCAAAAUUAAUAUUACUUUAUGUAAGAAGUUUUAGACGGGAAUUCUUGUCCAUGGUGUCCAGCAGUUUGGUAAGGCAAAUCGCCGAAAAUUCACAAAAAAUGUUUCUCCACUUAAUUGCUUUCGUUCGUAAUCAGGUCGUAUGUUACAUACAUCCACAGGACUACUUUCAUUUUUCAUCAUUUUUUUUCAUCACUUUCGUCAUUAUCAAAUAUCUUUCGGAUGUUCAGGGUAACUGCAAAUUAACUGGAAUCAAAUAAUUUGAGCUGCUACAAUUCUCAUCGCGAUUCUGAAAAAAAACUAAUGUUAAAGUUUCAUUGAUUAUUCUCCGAGUUUGCUGAAUCAAAAUAAUUACCUGAUUAUCUCCAGCUUUUCCGUAUGUCACGACCUUGAUAUUUUAGCACUGUUCGCUGAGUUCUUCUAGUAUUUCCUUAUUUUCCGUAUUCACCGAGCAUUGGACACCACGUUUAUUCUUGUACCAUAAUUUGUAAUAUACUAGUCAUUUUAAACCAACGAUAACUUAUGUGAUAGGUAAUUACCAGCCACGUGCAGCUUGAAAAGUCAUAAAGAAGAAAAGUAAUAACGGCUUACGAGUUUUACCUAUAUAUGUAGAUACAUGCGUUUGUAAAUAAUUUUUUUUUCUUAUUUCUUUACAUUGGAUGAUAAAAAGUAAGGAUAAAAGGGUAAAUUGCUCAAAGGAUGGAUUACUUUACAUGGCAAGCAUAAAUAGAAAGGGUUCGAUUGAUAGUGUAUUGAAAAACUUGAGAAAAAAAAAGAACCAAUGAUACAGAAACAAAAUAUACAUUAUUCCUGUCUUUUCGAAUUAUACCUAUUAUAAUUACAUUAUACAGAAGAAAUAAGGAGAGAAAAUAAAUAAAUAAACGAGAAAUUCUUACAUUUAUACCCUUUCUCUUUUAUGCUUGCAAUUUGAAUUGCAAAACGCACUUCAAAUUUAGAACGAAGUAUAUAAUUAUAUAUAUACACAUAAAACUGUAUUUCGUAAUAUUAAUAUAAUAAUAAUAAUAAUAAUAAUCCCAAUAAUGACGUACUACCCAUGUAAUAAAUACUAUAGAUACAGAGUGAGUGUGGGUGUGUGUGAGUAAAUUAAUUAUUCAAUUCAUUCAUUAAUUAGGGGGUUAGGGGUUCCUAUGUACAGGUCAUAUUUGUACUAUGCGACUGACGCAGUUUUGCCACCGCGGCUCCACCCAGACACGUGCCUCCCUCUCCCCCAUCUCGUUCUCCGUCCCCUUUUUCAUCUUCUUAUCAUGUCGUAUCUUAUUCCACUUAUUUUCUUUUCUUCUCUUUGAAUGAUCAAAUCCUUGGACGACCAAGUUAAAUUGGCUAAUUCCCGCGAUAUGAUCGCUUCAUAAAUUAUCAUCUCUCUAUCUUUAAACAUUAUAAUAUGUUACACUAUGCCGUAUGCAUAAGGAGUACGGUCGUCCAACGUAUCAAAUGACAUUUUUUUUUUCUUCCGAAGUCAAUAUAAUUUUCACUCGUUACUAAAGUGUUGCGCUUCGAGUCUGGCUAACGUGAUAACAGUGACUCGAACAGGGGAGCAUACACAUCGCGUUUCUCAUUUCCACAACAUCGCAUACUUGGGGCUUUUAUGAGGCAAAUAACAAUUACCCCCGUUUUUAUUUUAUUACCUAUAUAAAAUUAUAAAACAAUGUAAUAUAUUCGUUUUUAUAUUACUUGUCGCGCUA
Molecule: messenger RNA, 3266 nt
Organism: Diprion similis
Lineage: Eukaryota; Metazoa; Arthropoda; Insecta; Hymenoptera; Diprionidae
Gene: C1GalTA
Product: glycoprotein-N-acetylgalactosamine 3-beta-galactosyltransferase 1-like
Exons: 6
Coding region: 464-1564 (366 amino acids)
Cellular component (GO): membrane
Molecular function (GO): N-acetylgalactosaminide beta-1,3-galactosyltransferase activity
Source: RefSeq, a predicted model, not a curated record